This is a messenger RNA of Paramecium pentaurelia, 3235 nucleotides long. The record is from the annotation of a GenBank genome assembly. Lineage: Eukaryota; Ciliophora; Oligohymenophorea; Peniculida; Parameciidae.
AUGACUUCUUUUUUAUAAUCAACAUUUACAAUAUCUGCAAAACCAAAUUUUGAAUUUUUAUAGAAUUAGGUUGAUUCUGAUUCAGAUAAUGAAGAAUAAAAAUAGAAAUUAUAAUAAGUUCAUAAUCAUUAAAAAGAACACAAGAAAUUUAAGAAAUUAAUUGAUAUAGACUUGGUUAAGGAAGAAUUGAGAAGUAGACCAAAUAUUGAAAAGCAAUUGAGUUCAAUUUAAAAGAAAAGUAUUUCUAAAAUAAAAAGUGUUCGUUCUCUUAAUGAUCUUAUAAUUCCAACUUCUCCAAUUUUAAUUGAUUAAUUAGGAAAUUUAAAUAAAAUAAAAGAGAUAAGAUCAGAAGUACCUCCAGAAUUAAUGGGAAGAAUUUACUCUGAAUUUAGGUAAUUUAACAUAAAAUUAUUUAAGAUAUGAAUUUGUACCAGCCUUAAAUCCAGUAUAUCGUUAAGGAGAUUAAAAUAAAAGAUUUUAUAUUCUAUUAGAAGGUAAAGUAGUAGUAAUGAAACCUAAAUUAAAGAUGGUAGGGUCCAGUAAAAUUGAAAUUGAUAAUAAUUUAGAAUAAAAAAAUUAAAGGAAAAAUGAAGAUGAUCCUUUUGGAUUGAAAAUUCUCUUUCCAGAUUACAUUAUACUUAAAAUCUUAUUUUAAGGAGAGUAAGUUUAUGUUAAUGAUAUAUUAGCUCUUUUGGAGAGGCAGCCAUUAAAUUAGAUACUACAAGAUCAUCUACAGUUUUUACUUUAGAAGAUACUCAUUUAUUAUAUUUAAAUGAAACUGCUUAUCUUGAAUAUUUAAAUCCGUAUUUAAGUAUUGCUUUAGAUAAAAAAAUGAAAUACUUUGGAUAAACCCCACUUUUAAAAAAUAUUAAUCCAGAAGAUUAUAUGGGUAUAGUUUNUUUAUUUAUAUUAAUAUUAUACUGUUUAUUAUAAUUUUUAAUAAAUAAUGGGCAAAAUAUGAGACAAUAAUUAGAAAAUUCAAUUUAAAUUAUCAAAUAAUAUCUCUUAAGAAUAAUUACAUUUUGAUUUAAAAUAUGUAUUUUCUUAUGUUAUUUAACAGAUGAAUAGCACAUUUUUAAAUCUAUAAAUAAUAUUAUACUAAAAAUAAUUAUAAUAGGUCUAGCAUAUGACUUCUUUUUUAUAAUCAACAUUUACAAUAUCUGCAAAACCAAAUUUUGAAUUUUUAUAGAAUUAGGUUGAUUCUGAUUCAGAUAAUGAAGAAUAAAAAUAGAAAUUAUAAUAAGUUCAUAAUCAUUAAAAAGAACACAAGAAAUUUAAGAAAUUAAUUGAUAUAGACUUGGUUAAGGAAGAAUUGAGAAGUAGACCAAAUAUUGAAAAGCAAUUGAGUUCAAUUUAAAAGAAAAGUAUUUCUAAAAUAAAAAGUGUUCGUUCUCUUAAUGAUCUUAUAAUUCCAACUUCUCCAAUUUUAAUUGAUUAAUUAGGAAAUUUAAAUAAAAUAAAAGAGAUAAGAUCAGAAGUACCUCCAGAAUUAAUGGGAAGAAUUUACUCUGAAUUUAGGUAAUUUAACAUAAAAUUAUUUAAGAUAUGAAUUUGUACCAGCCUUAAAUCCAGUAUAUCGUUAAGGAGAUUAAAAUAAAAGAUUUUAUAUUCUAUUAGAAGGUAAAGUAGUAGUAAUGAAACCUAAAUUAAAGAUGGUAGGGUCCAGUAAAAUUGAAAUUGAUAAUAAUUUAGAAUAAAAAAAUUAAAGGAAAAAUGAAGAUGAUCCUUUUGGAUUGAAAAUUCUCUUUCCAGAUUACAUUAUACUUAAAAUCUUAUUUUAAGGAGAGUAAGUUUAUGUUAAUGAUAUAUUAGCUCUUUUGGAGAGGCAGCCAUUAAAUUAGAUACUACAAGAUCAUCUACAGUUUUUACUUUAGAAGAUACUCAUUUAUUAUAUUUAAAUGAAACUGCUUAUCUUGAAUAUUUAAAUCCGUAUUUAAGUAUUGCUUUAGAUAAAAAAAUGAAAUACUUUGGAUAAACCCCACUUUUAAAAAAUAUUAAUCCAGAAGAUUAUAUGGGUAUAGUUUUGGAAAACAAAUUAAUUACAAUGAAGGCAGGAGAAAUAAUAUAUGAUGAAGGAGAGAAAACUAAAUAUAUUUAUUUUAUAAUCAAUGGGGAAAUUGAAUUGUUAAAAUAAGUUAAAAAGAAAUCUAUAAUUUUAUCAUCUUAUGGAGAAUUUCAAUGUUUUGGAGAAGUUGAGAUUAUGAUGAAGAUAAAUAGAUAUACAUAAGCUAAAGUGAUAUCACCAAGACUUAAUUGUUAUAGAAUCAGAAAAAGAAGGUUUUUUGAUAAUUUAGGUAGUUAUGGAACUUAUGAAAAUAUGAAAAAACACUCAUCUAUUAUAUAUAAGCAUUGGUAAUUGAUUUGUAAUAAUGUGUAAAAAUCCAUUAAUCUAAGAGAUGAGGUAUAAAAACUUAAUAUACAAUAGGUCUAUGAAGCUGCUUAAAAUGAUAAUUAAAAUAAACCUAAUUUAUUAGCAAAUUCUAUUUUAAAUAAGAAGGUUAUGGAAUCAUAAGGUUAAAAAUUAAGUUAAAUUAAAAUAUUUUAGAAUUUGGCUGAUUAAAAUUUUAAGGAUUUAAAAUAAUUUACUAAUGAUAGUUAAUAUCUUUUGUAAAGAGUGUAUAGUAACACUCUUCAAUAAUACUAAGCUAAGUUAUUGAAAAAACCUUAAUUGGCUUUUUGUGAUACAGAUUCAUCAUGCAUAAGAAAUCAAAUUCAAAACAAAUAGCCUAUAAAUUUAAGUAUUAACCAUGAUAAUAAUUCUACAACAAAUCCAUUAAAUGAAAAUAGUAUUGAUCUUAAAUUAAAUUCAAAUAGAUCAUCUGUCAUAACAAAAAGAGACAGCUAAUAAAUGGUAUCACUUCCAUCUCUACAUCCAUCUUUACAUUUAAUUAAACCUUAACCUUAAUCUAUAAACUCCGUUUUAGAAUCCAUAAGCAAAUUACCUCGUGUUCCAAAAGAUAAUUUCAUGUUAUCUUUAAUGUAUUAAUAAGCAUAUAAAGCUGACAAUCCAACUAAGAAAGCUAAAGAAAUAUAGCAAAUAAUUUAAGCAUAAUACAGAAAUGUAUAAAAUAAAUUUUAAACUAAAAAACACAAUUUAACAGAAAUUUAGCCAGUCUCAAAUAAACAUAGAAUGAAAAAGAACUUAAAAGGAUUUUUGAGUAUGAGAUCAGAAUAGAAAUAAUUUUUGAAUUUUGUACAUUCAAAAGAAAUAGUAGAAGGAAAUCAAAUUAAUUGA